This is a messenger RNA of Gracilinanus agilis (Agile Gracile Mouse Opossum), 842 nucleotides long. RefSeq names its product armadillo repeat-containing protein 12-like. The record is from RefSeq and is a predicted model, not a curated record. The transcript has 3 exons. NCBI's taxonomy places the organism in Eukaryota, Metazoa, Chordata, Mammalia, Didelphimorphia, Didelphidae. Gene Ontology annotation, cellular component: nucleus. The annotation marks the transcript as partial.
GAGCAUUCCAUCAAAGUCUUGGAGCUGAUCUCCACCGUAUGGGAUUCUGAGCUGCACAUUGCAGGCUUGAGACUGCUGAAUGGACUGCCUCUGCCGGACUUUGCUCACCCACAACUUCGUCGGGUGAUGCCAGCCCUCAUGGAGAUCUUGCAGACGGACAGCAUUCUGGCCCAGGUCCAAGCAGUUAGACUCCUGAGUCAUCUGGCCCAGAAGAACGACCUAUUAUAUGACAUCCUUAAUUGCCAGGUGCAUGGUAAUUUCCUGAACCUGUUCCAGUCCACACAGCCUGGGAACCUGCUAUUUGAGGUGCUAGUGUUUGCAGAGCGACUGAGUGAGGGUCGGAGUUCUCCCCAUUACCGAGCAGUGAACUGGCAGUACAAUGAACAAUCUUUGCAUGAAGCGCUCUUUGGGGAUGACUCCCGCCUGGCUGACCGGCUGCUGGCUCUGGUUAUUCAUCCUGAGGAAGAGGUGCAAAUUCAAGCCUGCAAGGUCAUUGUCAGCCUACAGUGCCCUCAGGACAUCGGCCACCGGCCCUCGGCCUGCCAUGCAUCCUCUUCCCACUUUCCGGAAAGGGAAGACAAUCAUUAAGGAGAAACCAAUAAAUGUCAUAUGGGAGAGAAAGAGAAAAAACCCAAAGAAAGUGGGGAGGGGGUGGGAACGUUGGAGAACAGGCAGCAUUUGUUCCAAUUCACAGAGCUUGAAAGAACCUCACAGAAGUCAUCUUGUCCGACCCCAGUCCCCAAGCCAAGGUAACAACGAGUGUCAUCCCCCUAAACAUUUUCCUCAUUAGGAUGAAAUACAAAGAGCACUGGAUUUGGAGUGAAAAGACCUUGGUUCAAAUG